AUUGAAUUCAUUGAAAAUGAUUGUGAAAUACAAAAUGAUAAUAAUAAUGAUAUUGAUAGAAUAUCACAUUCUUCAAAUAGCAAUAAUUUAAAAACAACACCACAAAAAAGUGUUUGUUUUCAUUCAGUAACAGGUCAACCGGGAUCGGAUAAAAAAAUUACUAAUGCAAUUGAUUGUCUACAAAACAUGAUUAAUGGUACAACAUUGAUCAAAGUCAAAGCUAGUAUGCGACAAUAUAGACGAUUCUAUUCAUUGGAUGAAGAUUUAAGUAUUAUACGUUGGUCACCAUCGACAAAAAAAACAUCCAAAGCAAAAUUACCAAUCAAAAGUAUUCGUGAAGUACGUCGUGGAAAAAAUACUGAUGUAUUAAAAAAUUCUGAAAUAACUGGAACAUAUAAAGAAGAUUGUACAUUUUCAAUCAUUUAUGGUGAUGAUUUUGAAACAAUUGAUUUGAUUGCAUUAUCAUCUACUGAAGCAAAUAUUUGGGUUACUGGAUUAAAUUUUCUAAUUGGCCUUAUAAGAUCUCCAGAUUCGUUGGAAGGAAGAGAAAAAAUGCGUGAAAAAUGGUUAUUAGAUGUAUUUGAUGAAGCUGAUUAUGAUCAUAAAGGAAUGCUUGAUGAAUUAGAAACAAUAGCAUUACUUAAAAAAUUAAAUGAACGUCUUUGUAUUGAUAGUUUAAAACAGAAAAUUGUUGAAUUUGAAAUGAAUAAAAAAAAUGGUGAACAACGUGGUUGUAUAUCGAAACAUGCAUUCAUUAGUCUAUUUACACAAACAGCAACAAGACCGGAUAUCUAUUUUAUUCUUGUUCGUUAUUGUGGACGAGAUUAUAUGACAGUUGAAGAAUUACAGCUAUUUUUAGAAGGUGAACAAAGUAUACAAGGAACAUCAUUAGAAUUUUGUCAAAAUCUUAUCGAACGUUUUGAACCAAGUGAUCAAGCUCGCCAUAAAAAACAAUUAUUAAUCGAUGGUUUUACACAAUUUUUAAUGUCCGAUGCAUGUGAUAUACUUGGUUUAGCACCAAAACAAAUUUCACAUAAUAUGAAUCAUCCAUUUAUCGAUUAUUUUAUCUCAUCAUCAUAUAAUACAUAUCUGAUUGAAGAUCAAGUUAAAGGACCAUCUAGUUGUGAAGGAUACGCAAAAGUAUUAUCAUCAGGAUGCCGUUGUGUUAAAAUCGAUGUACAUGAUGGUCCAGAAUGUCCAUUAGUUUUUCAUCGAAAUACUUUAACAAGCAAAAUUCCAUUAAUAGAUGUUCUGACUACCAUAAAAGAAAUGGCUUUCAUAAGCUCACCUUAUCCAAUGAUUAUUCAUCUGGAAAAUCAUUGCUCGUUAAACGUACAGAAAGAAGUGGCACGUUUAUUUCGAAAAAUUCUCGGUGAUUAUUUAUUUAUAUUACCAACAACAAAUGAAAUUUCAAUGGAUAAUGAAAUGAUAAAAUUUAAAAUGGAAACCAUGUCGCUUUCAUCCAAUUCAUCGGAUGAUUAUUCAAAUGAAAUGCAACAAAAUGCAUCGUUUAUAUCAUCAUCGGAAAAACAUUUGAAUAAUAUUAGUGAACAAUGUUGUUCAACAAAUAUUUGGUCCAAAAUAACUCCAGAAAAAUUGAUGCAUAAAAUAAUCAUUUCGGGUAAAAAAAUUUCCAAUAAAAAUCUAACGAUUGAAGAAGUUAGUGAUGAAGAAGAAGAAAAUAAUAAUUUUAGAAAUUUUGAAUUUCGUAAACGUAUUGCUAUUUGUCAAGAACUUUCUGAAAUAAUUUCAAUGAUUCGUACUGAUGAUUGGUCAAAUUUUGAUAAUCCAAAUUUGAUUCAUUUGAAUGAAUCAUUAGCCAUUAAAAUUGCUCAACAAAAUGUUGAAGAAUUAACUCAACGUAAUAAACAUUUUAUGACACAAAUAACACCCGAUAUAAGUCGAAUUGAUUCAAGUAAUUUAGAUCCAUUUGAAUUCUGGAAUUGUGGCGUGCAGCUCAUAUCAAUGAAUUAUCAGACUAAUGGUCAAAUUAUGAAUAUAUAUCGUGGUUGGUUUAGCCAAAAUGGUUGCUGUGGUUAUGUAUUGAAACCAACAUAUUUAAGGGAAAAAUAUUCAACAUUUAAUUUACGAAGAAAAGAUGCGAUCACAUCAGCUGUUGAUCCAUUGAAUAUUCGUAUCAAAAUUAUAAGCGGUCAACAAUUACCUAGACCUAAAGGAGCAUCAAUGAAAGCCAAUUCAAUUGAUCCAUAUAUUAUUGUACAAUGUCUUGGUACUACAAUUGAUUGUGCCGAAUAUCGUACAUCAACCAUAUCGAAUGAUGGACAUAAUCCUAUUUUUGAUGAAAGUUUUGAAUUUAAUGUUUGUCUUCCUGAAUUGACAAUGAUUAGAUUUUUAGUAUUAGAUGAUGAUUAUAUUAAUGAUGAUUUUAUUGGACAAUUAACAAUACCGGUAUCAUGUUUAGAAUCUGGUUAUAAACAUAUCAAAUUAUUGAAUAUGAAUAAUGAAAUUAUACCAAAUACAAGUUUAUUUGUAAAAAUUGCAUUAACACGAAGAUAUGGAUCAAAACAACGAUUACGAAGGAAAAAAAGUUGGUCACAGAAAAAUAAUCAUGAUGUUAAACAAAUGGGUGUAAAACAUUUAGAUGAACAAUUGAAAACGGUAUUCGCAAUGGUAAAUGAAGCAUCACAAAUACGAAAAAAUGUUGAAAAAGUUUAUCUUGAAUUAUGUGAUGAAUGUUCAUUACCAGAAAGUGCUAAUAUGGCACAAUGUCUUCGAAUAAUUACCUUAAGACUUGCUACUUGUCCAACGGUAAUUGGAUUUAAAAUUGUAACAUCUGAAUUAGGUUAUCCAUGUGUACAGGUAUGCGGUGAAUUAACUACACGUUUAAAUCGUACUAUGACAAUAUUGGAUCGUUGUCUUAAUGAAUCAUUCAAAGCUAUUGAUCAAUCAAAAAAUUAUAUAUCAUCUUUAUCGGAUUUAUUUGAAAAAUUUUCCAAUGUUAGUUAUCAAUUUGAAGGUUUACAUCAACAACAACAAGAAACAAUAACAUUCGAUAUUGAUGAUAAAUGUCGUGGUAAUAAUCAUAGUACAAAAACAUCAUCAUCAAGUUUAUUGUCCAAUAAUAAUGAUCAAUCACCAACACCGUUCAAUAAUGUUACAUCACCAACUGUAUUGCUCAAAUAUUCAAAACAUAAGAAAAAUGAAAAAAUUGUUGAAAAUCUUUUAUGGAAUCUAUCGGUUAUCAAAACCGAAUUAGAUAAUCUUAAUCUAUUAAGUAAUGAAUGUGAAAGUUAUUUUGGACAGAUUAAACGAAUUGCUGAAUCAUUGGAAAAAAUAUUUGAACGUGAACAUAAAAUAAUUUUACGAUCAAAUUCCUGUGUAAUACGUGAAAUACAUACGGCAAAUAAUUUUAUUUCAAAUCAAUCACCUGCCACUAUACAUGAAGUAGAAUCAAGACAAUCAUUAUCAUCAAUGAGUAAUGAAGGACAAUUGAGAAGUAUUUUGAAAAAAACAUCAUCACCACUUGUAUCGAAAAAAAUUUAUCUACAAACUUCUGAACAAAAAUAUUUUAUUGAUUGAUUGAACAAAUAUAAUGAACAAACAAAACAAACAAA
This is a messenger RNA of Dermatophagoides pteronyssinus (European house dust mite), 3575 nucleotides long. Its product is annotated as inactive phospholipase C-like protein 1. Gene Ontology annotation, biological process: phosphatidylinositol-mediated signaling; release of sequestered calcium ion into cytosol; gamma-aminobutyric acid signaling pathway. Lineage: Eukaryota; Metazoa; Arthropoda; Arachnida; Sarcoptiformes; Pyroglyphidae. The record is from RefSeq and is a predicted model, not a curated record. Gene Ontology annotation, molecular function: phosphatidylinositol-4,5-bisphosphate phospholipase C activity; calcium ion binding.